CCGAGCUGGUGGCGCCUCAGGGCCUUCCUCGGGUCUCGGCGCCCGUGGGAGGCCGCAGGGCCGUGCCCCCGCCUUGGUCGCUUCUCAGCGGGUUGCGUUUGUCGUUCCUGCAGGGUUGCCAGGGCAGAAGGAGUCUCCGCGGGUAACCGUGUAGGGCUUAAAUCAGAGGCAGCCUCAAUGCUGAACGUUUCGGUCAUAAAUAGUCACCCGUGUCCACCAAUGCCUGGUAGCGCUCUGGUCCCCAGUCCCCUAUGAAUUCCUCACUGCCGCGUUCUGCAUCGCCCCAGAAACUUAGCCCAAGCCUUGAGAACAGCACCAUUCAGAAACAGAGGCAAGAACUCCAGCUUUUAAUUGCAGAACUGAAAGAUCGUGAUAGGGAACUCAAUGACAUGGUUGCAGUGCAUCAGAGACAGCUUCUAGCCUGGGAAGAUGAUCGGCAAAAAAUACUGACUUUAGCAGAACGGUGCAACUUACUGAACAAUGAGCUGAUCAAGAGAAAUGAAAUUAUAAAAUCACUAACCAAAAGGUUAAAGUUCUUAGAAUCUCAGCAGAAUGACAGCAAGACAACAUUUGAAAAUACACAACAGAAGUUUAAAGAGCUGUCUCAAAAAGUAACAGAUGCAGUCAUUCACUGUCAGGCUCUGGAGGAGAAAAAUCGAAGUCUCCAAUGCUCGGUUUUGGAACUGUCCGCUAAAACAGGCCAGCUGCAAGCGAGAGAACAGGAGCUUCUUACUAUGCUUAAGCUGAAGGACGAGGUUAUACUUGAAACAACUGAUCACAUUACUGAGUUUACAUGUAAAUUCAAAAAGCUGGAAAGUGCAUUGUGUACAGCAAAGACAGAGGAAUUCAGUCUCAACAAAGAAAAGCAAGACCUCAAACUGAGACUGAAAGAACUAAUACUUGAAACAAACAAGCUGAAAGAUAACCUUUGUGAAAAGAUGAAGGAAAAUAAUAAGCAGCAGGAAGAAAUCAUUCGUCUCAGACAAGAAAAUGGCUGCUUGAGGAAUGAGCUCGCACUUCUUGUUGAGAAAGCAAAGAGAAAGGAUGAACUUCUUCAGUUUGCCAAGUCUAAACAAGCGCGGACUGACACAGAACUAUCAAGUUUGCGACAGAUCUAUGUAAAACAGCAGCGUGACUUGCAAUUUCUUCAUGUCAAUUUGGAGAGCUCUCAGGAAUUAAGGCAAAAGCAUGAAAAGGUGGCACAUGAAAGGAGCAUAGGUGUGGUAUUCUCUGCCCCUGAAAGUAACAGCGAGACAGACACGGUUAGGACGGAGGGCACCCACAGGAUAUGCGAGGAGUGUGGAACUGCAAAAGUUCCAAAAAGUAGGGUAAAAACCACCUGUGAGAUGUGUGAAGUAGAUAAUAGACUGUUGCUGAAUGCAUCAGACUUGGAGGAAACUACCUCAGCAUACUUAAACCGGUGUCAAAAAGUUGUGAAAGUCUUGGCUGUCCUUUCGGAAGAAGAAGAAAAGCAGGAUGUUGCAUCAAGCUCUGAUGAGCUAGGCAGCAAAGUAUUUUGUGAGGCAAAUGACACAAGACCAUUGAGAAACGGGGAAGUUGCUGCGAAUGGAGUGGAAAGCAGAGACCAACAAACCUUUGAGUCAUCUUCACUUGAAUGUGAGCAUUGGCUUAACGUCAGUUCUUGUGUAGAUUUGCAAAGUACUUUGAUCCAGAACACUGUCACAUCUGACAAAACUGAUAAUGAAAAUACAACCUUGGAAGAGAGAAACAGAAUUUUGUUUGGCCAAAAAAGCAGAGAGACUCCUGUUGCAAUUCACAAGUCUGAAUCUGAUUCCUGUAGUAAUAUCUUCAUCUUAAAAAAAGAUGCAUGGUGGAAGCCAGUAUCAGAUCCAGAAUGGUUGAAGAUUUUCAAACCCGUUGAAGGACAUGGCAGUAUAUGGCAUGGAAAAGAUUGCAACUCUCUCAAGACUGCACAAGAGAUGAAAUGUGUCAGCUCAAAAAGUGAAGAAAAUGUGGAUCUGAAUUCUUUUCACUUGGAUUCUCCUUGUUUGACAUCCACCCAGAAAGGAGACAGGCCGCAAAGAUGUGAGAAAUUCUCUGAUGAAGACUUCCCUCUGGAGAUCAAUAACCUUUCAGUGACUAAGCCAACAAACAGAUGCUGCAAUGCUACCAUGGACCAAGACACUAGUUCCCCCAUAAGUAAGCUGCAGCAUGUGUUGGCCGAGUCUCGACAGAUGGUUGCUGAUCUGGAGCUUAGCACUCUCCUCCACGCGAGCCCUCGCUGCAGUCCAAACCACAGCAGCAUUAAUACGACAACGGAACUCGCAGAAGCUCUUCACAGAACCCAGUUAUCUGUUGCAGAAGAAAGAGAUGCUAAGCUUCCAUUCUUUUCUCUUUGAUGCUCUGUGAGUAUGAAGGUGUUCUCAACUUGAUUUUUUGUUUUGGUUGAUUUUUUGGUUUCCCUCUUUAUUAUUGCAUCUGCAAUAUUAAUACAGGUCUAUGGAUUUCUGAGAUUACUAUGGACAUGGUUUAGUGGUGGACUUAGCAGAGUUAGGUUUACGGUUGGACUCGAUGAUCUUGGAGGUCUUUCCCAACCUGAAUGAUUCUAUGAUCCUGGCACAAGAUUCUAAGUGCACUCUGAAUGCAUUUCCAAUAAAACUCUUGUGAGUACUAUAACAGCAGACAGAUACUAAGGCAGCAAGUAAUUCCUUUAGUUAAAUAAUUAAACUUUUCUCAAGCAUGGUCCUCAUCCUCUGGGCAGUCAGAUCUUGCAGCUCCAUUCCCGAGUACCUGCACACCGCUUAUUGUAGUUGAAGUCCUCCUGUGUGUUGCAGAUAACAGGAUCAAGGAUACGAUCAUUGUUGAAUAAGAGAUUGGGAAGUGUUUUUCAGUGCCACAGCCAAGGGCCUUUUUAUUAUAUUGUUCCUGGGCUAUGAGCUCCAAAAGUAGAAUGUAUUGAAUAGAGCUGUUUCAGAAUAUAAAAAGCAGCCUUGCCCAUAGCAGGUGGUUUUUUCUUUUUGAACCAGGAAAUUUCUCACUCUGAUUAAUUGUUCUACUAAUGUGAAUUGGAUGCUUGCAAUAGGCACCACAUUGUCUGGUUCUGAGGACAAGAGUAACCAGAUACGGUUAAAAUACCAAACACCACAUGAAACUGAAUAAGAACUAGCAAGAAUGGGAGGAAAAAUUGACAAAAAAAAGAAACCUUCUAGUGCUGACACAACCCAAGCACAUGUCUGCACAGAGAAGUUACUACACAGCAAGCUGGAGCAUGAAGCUGUGGGGCACUGGAUUCCUCAACUGAUCAACUUCGAUCCAGUGGGGAGCUGGUGCGCAGUUCUCUCUCUCGGUGCAUUCAAACUGCAGUCCCUGAACUGUUUCUCCCCUGUGGAGCUAAACCCGCUGUGCCCCUGGGGAGUGGUGUUGGUUUGUAGCCCCUCACAUUCUGCUGUUCCUGCAUUAAGUCCAGAGGCACUGAGUCGUCUUUCAAAAUAAGUUGGGUCUGCUUAGUGCACGCUAAUGGGGCUGUCAUAGGAAAUGGAUGCUGAGUAGCUGGAAUGCCAUACCCUCUGCUGCUGUAAUGUUCCUGUGUGGAGAUCUCUUCUCUUCCUGAAAAGGGCCCUAAGGUAAAAGAAGCUGGAGGUUUUAUAGAUCGGAGCCAGCACUGUGACUUGCAUCCUGAAACUACUGAUGUUAAAAAGUUUCAGGAGCAAAUCCCCAAAAUUGCUGAGCACUAUGCUGAUACAGCAAAGCAGUAAGCGUACGCUUAGCCUCCAGAAAUAAUCUCAUUUGCUUCAAGUGAGAAAGAGCUGGUUGAACAAACGUGCCCACAAUUCACUGUAGAUCCGUGGCAAGAAUUAGUGACUGUGUAAGUCACUGGCUGCUGCAUAAUUGUUAUUUUCUUUGUGUAUUAAAAGGCACUGAGUCACCGUGAUCAGUUAAAUCCAAAGCAGCUUUUGCAGAGUUGAUAGCAGGUCCAGAAAUAACUAAUGUUUGUGCAAUUUCAUAUAGAGAAGUGAUGAUUUUGUUUGGGUUGUUGGUUUUUUUUUUAAUUGCUUUAAAAUAAUUUGAGGGCAGAUGCAUUGAUAAACAUUAGGUUAGUUUUCUAGCUAGCCGAUGGUGAUUUAGCCGUUUUCAUCAGUCAGUUGUUUGUCCUUUAGAGAGAGCUUGGGUGGGGACGAGUUGAAGAACAAAGGAGGAGAGCAAUGAGUAAAAGGUUAUAUUCAGUUUUGGACGUUGUAGCAUGUGGCAUUGCUUGUAAGCUGUGACUCAGUGGCUGGCCGAGGGCACAAAGAUCGCUCCUUUUUGCAAAACAAACUGGAAAGGUUCUAUUUCCUAACACUCCAGUGGUGUCCCUGAGACUGUUGUCUUUCUGUGAAGCACUUUGCCUUUCUCCUCUUUAUGUUUUUACUCUGUGUUUUAAUCGUCUGCAGUGUGAAAGUUUGUAUCAUAAAUGGACAUACAUGCGCUUGCUUCAUAUAUUUUAGAGGAAAUGUUCCUGCAUUUUAAUAAAAUUCUUUCAU
Molecule: messenger RNA, 4481 nt
Organism: Egretta garzetta (little egret)
Lineage: Eukaryota; Metazoa; Chordata; Aves; Pelecaniformes; Ardeidae
Gene: CCDC62
Product: coiled-coil domain containing 62
Exons: 12
Coding region: 252-2360 (702 amino acids)
Source: RefSeq, a predicted model, not a curated record